Molecule: messenger RNA, 1421 nt
Organism: Callithrix jacchus (white-tufted-ear marmoset)
Lineage: Eukaryota; Metazoa; Chordata; Mammalia; Primates; Cebidae
Gene: ACOT6
Product: acyl-CoA thioesterase 6
Biological process (GO): fatty acid metabolic process; acyl-CoA metabolic process
Molecular function (GO): fatty acyl-CoA hydrolase activity
Source: RefSeq, a predicted model, not a curated record
AGUUAAGGGCUCCGCCCUCGACUGCUUUCCUGUGGUGGGCAAAGCCGUCAGGCCCGCCCACUGACUCGGCGGAGUUGGGUCGACCCUAUUCUACCCAGGUCGGAAUGGCAGCAACGCUGAUCCUGGAGCCCGCCGGCCGCAGCUGCUGGGACGAGCCGGUGCGCAUCGCCGUGCGGGGCCUGGCCCCUCAACAAGCCUUGAGGACGUCGCUGCGCGCGUCCCUGCGCGACGAGAAUGGCGCGCUCUUCCGGGCCCACGCGCGCUACGGCGACGCCCGCGGGGAGCUGGACCUGGAGCGCGCGCCCGCGUUGGGUGGCAGCUUCACGGGGCUCGAGCCCAUGGGGCUGCUCCGGGCGUUGGAGCCAGAGAAACCCUUGGGGCAGCUGGUGAAACGCGACGUGCGGACGCCCGUCCGCGUGCAGCUGGAAGUGCUGGACGGCCACGACCCCGAGCCCUGGCGGCUGCUGUGUCAGGCGCGGCACGAGCGCGACUUCCUCCAGCCCGGCGUGCAGCGCGAGCUGGUGCGUGCGGGCCGGGUACGCGCCGCGCUCUUCCUGCCGCCAGGCAAGGGGCCCUCUCCCGGGAUCACUGAUCUAUUUGGGAGUAGCGGUGGCCUUUGUGAAUACAGGGCCAGCCUCCUGGCGGGACACGGUUUUGCUGUGCUUGCUCUGGCUUAUUUCAGAUUUGAAGACCUCCCCGAACAUCUGAAUGAUAUACACCUGGAGUACUUUGAAGAAGCCGUGGACUUUGUGCUGCAGCAUCCAAAGGUGAAAGGUCCUAGUAUUGGGCUUCUUGGAUUUUCCAAAGGAGGCGACCUGUGUCUCUCAAUGGCUUCUUUCUUGAAGGGCAUCACAGCCACUGUAGUUAUUAAUGCCUGUGUAGCCAACACAAUAGCUCCUCUGCAUUACAGGGAUAUGAUUAUUCCUAAACUUGUCAGUGAUACAGGAAAAAUAAAAAUCACUAAGUCAGGAUUUUUCAAUAUGAUGGACAGUUGGAGCAAUCCAUUGGAGGAACGCAAUCACCAAAGUCUUAUUCCAUUGGAAAAGGUCCAGGGGCCUUUCUUGAUUAUUGUCGGCAUGGAUGAUCAAGGCUGGAAGAGUGAAUUCUACGCUCAGAUAGCCUCUGAAAGGUUACAAGCCCAUGGGAAAGAAAGACCCCAGAUAAUCUGUUACCCAGGCACUGGUCAUUCUAUUAACCCACCUUAUUUUCCUCCUUCUAGAAUCUCUGUGCAUGCAGUUUUGGGUGAAGCAGUCGUCUAUGGAGGUGAGCCAAAGGCUCACUCAAAGGCACAGGUAGAUGCCUGGAAGCAAAUUCAAACUUUCUUCCAUAAACAUCUCAAUGGUAAAAAAUCUGUCAAGCACAGCAAAAUGUAACAUUGUAGCCACAGACCAGAUACCCUUAAUAAAAAUCCUAUUCAUAUA